Syzygium oleosum is the source of this 829-nucleotide messenger RNA. RefSeq names its product zinc finger protein ZAT11-like. The record is from RefSeq and is a predicted model, not a curated record. Lineage: Eukaryota; Viridiplantae; Streptophyta; Magnoliopsida; Myrtales; Myrtaceae. The transcript has a single exon. The coding region runs from base 106 to 666 and encodes 186 amino acids.
CCCUUCACCAUCACAUUCUUUCCGCAAGAUAAACUCAGAACACGCAAAAGCAGAGAAAACUCGCCACGCAAAUUCCAUCCACACCCCGAUUCAUCUAAGUCAUCAAUGACAUACUCCUGCGCACCAACGAUGAAAAGAAGCAGAGAUGACUAUGAAAGGAUGAGCUUGGACAUGGCGAAAUGCCUGAUGCUUCUCUCCCACGGGGUCAACACAAACCCUAAAAUAUCCGCUGUGCAUCACAAUGAGGACAGCUUCGAGUGCAAGACGUGCAACCGCCGGUUCUCGUCAUUCCAGGCACUCGGCGGCCACCGGGCGAGCCACAAGAAGCCAAAGCUGCCGGAGACGAAGCCCGAAGACAUCACCAAGUUGGCUUUGGGCUCAACGGCAAAGACCAAGAUGCACGAGUGCUCGAUAUGUGGGCUGAAGUUUGCGUUGGGGCAAGCCUUGGGAGGCCACAUGAGGAGGCAUAGGGCUGAGUUGAUGAGCGGGAACAUGAUGAAGAUGGACGAAUUUUUUGCGAUUGGUUCGACAGUCCCAGUUUUGCAGAGGUCGAAUAGCAGCAAUAAGAGGGUUAUGUGCGUGGACUUGAACUUGACUCCUCUAGAGAAUGACCUCAAGUUCUUGUUGGGCAAGAUGGCUCCGAAGAUAGAUCCCUUGCUCUUGUAAUUAUGAUUCCUUGUGCUCCCGCUGUCUUCGCGAGGAGUUUUACUGAGGUUGAUUGUUUAUUCAUCCAUUUGUUGUACAAAAAGAAUGUCCUAUUUCGACCGACUGAGUUUAGGGGCUUUUGUAAAUCAUCCAAGAAUACGAGUUCAAUCAUUUAUUUUUAUCU